AUGGAAAGAUCCAAGAACUUUCGUAUUGAUGCCUUGCUGGCAGACGAAACUCACCGGUCUCAUCGGGACCUCUCACCGGGACUGAGCAACGACAGUCCAGCGGGGAGCCCCGUGUCCUGCCGGCGUGCGGACACCCCAUCUCCCCGGGGAACACCGGGUGCAAUCCAGCUUCAGACCGGCAUCAUUCCCAAACCGGGUUUACUCAAUAUCCCGCAUACAGGACUCACUUCACUGUCCCAGGGGGCAAUACCGGGCAUGUACCAUACACCCAUGUACCCUCUAUCAGCCCUGGCAGGACAACAUCCUGCCUUUGCAUACUCUGGAUUCACGCAACUAGCCCAGCCAUACCCGGAUCACCUAAAAGCAGCGACUAUGGCUAGUGCGUUCCCACUGGAGCACUGGAUUCGGGCGGGGAUCAUGGUGCCGCGCCUUCCUGAGUUCGGCACAUCCCCACAGUCGGGGCUGAUGGGUAAAUGUCGCCGGCCACGGACGGCCUUCACCAGUCAGCAGCUCCUGGAGCUGGAGAACCAGUUCAAGCUGAACAAGUACCUGUCCCGGCCCAAACGCUUCGAGGUGGCCACCUCGCUCAUGCUGACAGAGACACAGGUAAAAAUCUGGUUUCAAAACCGGCGGAUGAAAUGGAAGCGCAGUCGCAAGGCCAAAGAGCAGGCAGCCCAAUUGGAAGUGGAACGCCAACGUGGAGGCGGGACAAAGACAGCCAAUGAGAAGACCGGAGGGGCGGGUCGGCGAGCGGGAGUCAUCGAUCACAAUGACUUGGAUGAGGAGGAAGGGGAGGAGGAAGAGGAGGAGGAAGAUGAAGAAGAGGAUGAGGAAGAGCGCAAUCACCAUGGCUACACGGUCGAGAUGGCAACCAUGGCACGGCCUGCGGACUUGCUGCAAAAUGGCAUGGACGUUGGCUACCACGCACACAGCUCGUUCUCCGACGAUGACAUGGACGCAGUAGAAGUGCCCGAUCGAAAGAUCGGAGCAGGGUUGUGA
Sardina pilchardus (European sardine) is the source of this 999-nucleotide messenger RNA. RefSeq names its product motor neuron and pancreas homeobox 2b (gene mnx2b). Gene Ontology annotation, biological process: central nervous system development; spinal cord motor neuron cell fate specification; endocrine pancreas development. The record is from RefSeq and is a predicted model, not a curated record. Gene Ontology annotation, cellular component: nucleus. The coding region runs from base 1 to 999 and encodes 332 amino acids. The transcript is spliced from 3 exons. NCBI's taxonomy places the organism in Eukaryota, Metazoa, Chordata, Actinopteri, Clupeiformes, Clupeidae. Gene Ontology annotation, molecular function: DNA-binding transcription factor activity, RNA polymerase II-specific; sequence-specific double-stranded DNA binding.